AUGUGGUCCCUGUGGGAGGAGGACAGCGCCUGGACGGACUCCCUGCUCAGAGACAUUGAGACUUCAUUUCCCAAGAUGCACGAGGGGGAUAAUUCUGAGCUCGGUGCCUACCAGGAGCGGCGUGGCGUCCUGCAGGGGAGCAGGGCGCGGUUCAGUCGGAUGCUGGAGGCGGGGCUCUGGCUCAAGGUGGCGGGCUGUGGGGGGGUGGGUGCGUCCACCCGCAGCCUGGAGGCACGAUGGAGAGCCCUGCACAGGAAGGUGGAGCUCAAACACACAGAUGUUGAAAGGAGGAGGAAGCUGAGGAGCAGGUUUUGUCGUGACUCCGCCGCGCUGGCCGAGUGGAUGGGCGGAGCCAGAGAACUCAUUGACCAAUGCCGUCAGCUCUCCGCUGAGGACGAGGUGGAUGUUGAACAGAGGCGGGACCACUACCUGAAGUCCGUGACUUUGACCAAAGAGCUGGAGGCCAAAUCUCAGCUGAAGGCGGCUGUUGUCUGUGUUGGGACCCAGCUGGUUGAGCUGAGGGAAGAGGACAGAGACCCUGAUGGAGGUCUGGAGGACCCGGAUCGGCUCCCCGUCCCCUCCCAGCUCAGACGGGUCGAGCUCCACUGGUCCGGUCUGCAGGCCGACGCUCCUGUCCUCCAACGCGCUCUGCACGAGCGAUGGAUGAAGACGUUGUCCCAGCAGGAGGCGCUCCUGGAGCUGCAGGCCUGGCUGGAAGUAGCCGAGUCCCGUCUGGAGGAACAUCGCGGCAGAGUCAACGGAAGCUCGGCCUCCGACGCCGACCUGGGUCGGCUCCUGAGAUGCUGCGAGGAGAGUCGGGCCGAGAUGACGGCGCACCGGGCCACGCUGGACUACUUGAGCCGGCCGCUGCACACGUGCGGUACCGAGGACGGCCAGAGGGGGCGCCAGGAACACAACCAGUUCGCAGAGGAGCAGGGUCGGCUCAACCACCGGUGGCUCCGCCUCCUGGAGACCCUGGACUGUCAGCUCGACGAGGUGCAGCAGGAGAUGAGGAGCAGAGCGGAGCAGGAGGCCCGACUGCAGCAGAUCAACAGCUGGAUCGCAGACCAGAACCGCUGGAUGGACUCGGCCCGGACGCCCAGCAGCCUGACGGAGCUGCAGAGGAGCGUCGACGCCGCCCAGGAUCUGCAGGAGAAGAUCGAGCACCGAGCUGCAGCCCUGCAGGAGUCGAGAGGCCGACUCGUUGGAGGAGGAACCAGCAGCAGGGAUCUAAUCGCUCGGACCGAGAAAUCCAUCCCAGGCCUGUGCAGCCCUCACACAGCAGCGGGACUCGCUUCACCAGAGGCUGCUUCGGGCCCGGCAGCUGUGGGAGUGCGUGCAGAAGCCGCUGAAUCAGAUGAUGCUGAAAACGGCGCGAGUGUCUCAGACUCUGGAGCUCCACAGCGGCGCUGCACUCUGCCUGCAGGCACACAGAGACCUCCACCUCCAGCUGCAGCUUCUCCACGAGGAGACGGAAGCCUCGGGGACAGAGUGGGACGGGCUGAGCCGAAGCGCCUCCACCCUAAGCGGCCUCAUCAGUCCCGCUGCCGGCGUCCUCCUCAUGGAGCAGCUGGACAAGCAAAGGGACAGCUGGGCGGCGGGGGCGGCGGCGCUGGACGGGCGGCUCCGGGGGAGUCGGGCGGUGCUGCAGCUUUGGGAGGCGUACGGCGCGCUGGCUGCGUCUUCCUCUCUGCGGCUGCGGGCGCUGCGGACGGAGGGCAGGUCGCCGGCGGGCGGGGGGGCCGCAGGCGACGACGGCGCGGAGCAGCUCGCUGGGAGGAUGCAGCUUGUCCAGGGCCUCCUGGAGAGGACAGACGCUCUGCAGUCUGACAUGGGGGGUUUGCUGGAGGCCUCCAGGGACCUAACCGGCCACCUGGAAGCUUCGGCCGCCAGUCUGGUCCAAUCAGAGAGCUGGUUGUUGUCACACGGUGUUCAGCAGCUCAGC
Molecule: messenger RNA, 1945 nt
Organism: Gasterosteus aculeatus aculeatus (three-spined stickleback)
Lineage: Eukaryota; Metazoa; Chordata; Actinopteri; Perciformes; Gasterosteidae
Source: RefSeq, a predicted model, not a curated record